AUGGCGGUGCGCCAGCCGCGCGUCGUGCAGGGCCUGAUGCAUGUGCGCGCGCUCAAGGCCGUCGCCACCUACGGCAUGACCCUCGUUCUCACCGAGAAGGUCGACGAGCACUCGUCGGUCGUAUCGGCCGCGUUGACCGCCUCGCCGGUCCCGCCGCUCGUGCUCCCGGCCUCGCUUUCCGAGCCGGCCCUCCUCCACGCGCGCGGUCGGAUCGGCGGCCGCGGCGGGCCACUGCUCAAAGAGCCCAAGAAGAUGAAGAAGAGGAAGAUCAAGAAGGAGCAGCUCAUCCAGCGGCACAUCCUGCACCACGCCGCACCCAACCUGAGCUCGCUCCGCUUCGCCAGCAAGGAGCGGCAGCAGGCCUCGAUCGCCCUGCGCGACAAGCUCAUGAAGCGGCCGUCGCGCGACGAACUCAUCCGCCGACGCAUCAUUCGACCCAUCGCACCGUCGACGUCGACAACAACCACGACAAUGUCGACACCGACGGCCACAGCAGCCACUUCGCUGAAGCCUGGUGGUCAGCAGCAGCAACAGCGGGUCGUGACCAUGCUGACGUCAUCAUCGCCUGCAGCGUCAACGCCCGGCCUCCGCAAGAGCGGGACAGCAGCGAUCGACACGCCGCCGACCCACGCCGCCGCCGCCAGCAAGAAGUCGCAGGCCCAGCAGGCCAAGUCCUCGAAGCAAGCCCAGGCGCAGAAGCAGAAGCAGAUCCUGCUGCCGAUCGACAACAGCAGCCGGCACCACGAGUACCACGGUGAGCAGCUGAGCGACCUCGACCGCCAGGAGAAGAAGAAGAACAACCGCCACAAGUGGUUCCACGGCUACGUGCCCUACGUCAAGAAGCGCGAAGACGAGGACGUCAACGACGUGCCCUACUACUCGCUGGCCUCGUCGUCGGGCCUCGGCGCGUCGGGCGGCGCCGGCAAGAAGAAGACACCGCGGCGGCGCAAAAAGAACCGGCGGCGGUGCGAGUCGAUGGUGCAACUGCCGCCUGAGCUGCUCCUGGCCUUUGCCGAAGAGGACUACGACGACGAUCUCGACCGCCGGCGCCGCGUCCAGCGCGAGCUCUACACGCUCGCCGCGGCCAAGGAGAGCGAGAGCGUCGAAGUGGUCGACAUCAGCGACGCGCACGGCGGCAGCGGCGGUGGCGUCGGCGGCGGAUUGAGCGUGGCCGGCGUCGGCGGGCUGCUAGGGACGUCGCCCGGUUUGGGGUUCGAGCCGCACUCGCCCACGCUGGACCGGUGGGAGGAGAUGCAGGUGGCGCUCGGCGACCGGGAGACCGUCACGUCGACCCCGCGCCGCCGGCCGCGCGGGCAGCUCGUGAAGAAGAACAAGAGCGAGCGCGAGAUUUCGUUCCACCAGCGGUCCACCACCGACAUCGACGUUCCCCCGCAACCGCCCAUGCAACAGUUGCCUGGCAACAAUCUCAAGCAGUCGCACCUGCUGCACCCGCACCACGGCGGCGCGGCGGCCCAAGCGGGUGCGAGCACCGGCAAGGGCGCGGGGGCGCUGCACGUCAGCUCGGGGCGGGUCAAGCGGCACGCGCGGAGUCACAGCCGAGACUCAAAGUCGAGCGAGGCCCUGCGGCACUACCACGGUCACGGCCACAACGCGGCCGCGCAGCAGCCGCCGAAGCCGCAUGGUAGGGAAGACGAGUAUGAGCCGGAGGAGAGCCCCGAAGAGGAGGAGGAGAGUUCGUACGACGAGGAGGAGGAAGAGGCCGAGAGCCACAUCUUCGGCGCCUGGAUGGGCCGACGAAGCGGAAGCCACGCCAGGCGAAAAGGGAAAGGCAGCAACAUCCUCAAGCAGCGGAGCGAUGACUCGUGGAAGUGGAAGGCUUCAUCUUGA
Messenger RNA from Acanthamoeba castellanii str. Neff, 1848 nucleotides. RefSeq lists its product as uncharacterized. The transcript has 2 exons. Bases 1 to 1848 code for a protein of 615 amino acids. NCBI's taxonomy places the organism in Eukaryota, Discosea, Longamoebia, Acanthamoebidae. The record is from RefSeq and is a predicted model, not a curated record.